Toxoplasma gondii ME49 is the source of this 7992-nucleotide messenger RNA. RefSeq lists its product as hypothetical. The transcript has a single exon. Bases 1934 to 7372 code for a protein of 1812 amino acids. NCBI's taxonomy places the organism in Eukaryota, Apicomplexa, Conoidasida, Eucoccidiorida, Sarcocystidae. The record is from RefSeq and is a predicted model, not a curated record.
CAAUGACGAGAAAAAGCUGGUCAAGCGACGGGGACUCGACCAGGCGGAGUGUGUCUUCCGCGCUCUCUCUUUCCUUCGCGCUUCUCUUCGCUCUUCUGUCUCCACCUUGUCGCUCUCGCUCUGCCUUUCGAAGUCCUCUCCGGCGUUCAUCUGCGCUCUGCGUCCUCUGGACAGGCUUGUCGGGUGUAGGAGGAAGACGAGAGAACCUCCUGGAGAAGCAGCUCGGUGCCGCGAAGAGGGAGGAAGACAUGAAUGAGGAAAAACUGUUUUCCCUCGAGGUCGACGGACAGACGAGGAAAGAGACGAGACAACUCCAACUGCUCUUCGAAGAGAGAACUCUCAGCCAGACCUCCCUUCUUAACUGCGAAACUCCUUGCUCUCCUCUCCGCCUGAAUGAGACUGGCGUUCUUCUCUCGUUUUCUUUGCUUUUCUCCCCCUCGCCUCCUUCUUUCUUCCUCAUUUUUUUCUCUGGAGGGAGCAGAGAGAGAAGCGGACGUACUUCAUCGGCGAAACUUCUGUUUCGCGUCGAGAGACUCCAGGACAGCCAGGAGGCAAACAGCCCCCUCGCUCCCUCCUUCUCUCCUUCAUUUCAACGUUCUUCCGGCCUCUGCAUCGUUUCUUCUUUGGCGGCUCUUUGCUUCGUGCCGCAUCUUCACUUUCAAUUGAAGUCGUUUUCUCCCCUUUAAUAUUAAAGUUUCAGAGGGGAUGGCCUCUCCAGUCCGAAACGAGCGGCUCUCGUCGUCUUUCUCUGCUUUCGCAGUGUCGUUCUCGCUCUUCUUUGUCGACAAUUCCUUUAGAUUCUCGUCCCCAUCCGCCUUCGUCUCCUCUACGGAUUCACCCCCGACAUUUCUCGUCUGAAAAAUCAUGUUUUCAGAGCUGCUUUGCCCAGUUUCCCCGUCCACUGUUCUUUGUCACUGCGACGUCGUUUCUGCUCCACGAGCUGCAUGCGCUUCUAUCAUCUUGCUGGUGUCUGUGAAGCUUCUCUGUCUUCAACAACUCUGCGUCGUUCUGCAGGGGAGACGCUUUCCUCUCUCUCUCCUCCACUUCUGCAUGUCGCGUUCUUUUGCGACAAGAGGUUUUUCGACUGGUUCUCCCUUUGCUGUUUUCUCUUCUGUGCAGAGAGGAACGGCUGUGCGUACCCUCAAAGGUAUCGAUGGGAGAGAAGCGACACAGGAGGAAAAAGAGGAGAUCAGUCGUUCAUCCCGCUCCCCCUUUUAAAGCGUCGUCUUUCUUCUCCCUCGUCUCGUAGCUUCUUGCCUUCUUCUCCGUUUCCUCUUCUUCGCGCUGCUCCUCGCUUUGCCUUCUUGCAAUCCUCCAACUCGGGGGCGAAAGGCUCGUCCCUCAGUUUCGCUGGCACUGAGGGAGAAGGGGAGAGAGAGGAAGACGAGAGAGAAGACUGCGCAGAGGAGAAGAAACAGACAACGAUGAAGAAACAGAGAAUGCGGCGAACGCGCGCGCGGGAGAGAGACCGAGAGAGACCAGAGUCACUUGCAGGAGACGCUCGAAGAGGAACGACUCCAAAAGAGACUUCCGUUUGUCUCCCCUCUUCCUCCAGAAGGUAGAGGGAGAAACGAAGGAGACCCAGAUGCGCGCGCGCGUGAGAAAGAGACAGAGAGUUGGUUACGCCAGGACGGCAAUCUGUGAACAGCGCAAAGAAGAACAGUGGCACAGGAGACUGUAGAGACACACCGGAGCCUCGACGCUUGAUCUGCAACUCGACAAUCUCUCUUUUUCCUCGUCCUCCUUCCUCUCCCUUCUCUUCUUUCGCCUUCCUCUUGUCCAGAUUCCACCUGCUUGAUUCCCUCUUCUCUCGUCUCCCCUGUCUCCUCCCUCCUCAUCUUUCGUCUCCUCCUGCCCCUCGCUCUUCUUUGUUUUUCUUUCUCCUCUUUCUUCUUCGUUUCCCCCUCCACCGCUUGUUCGUCUUUUCUUCGAGAUGUCUGUGUCGCCUCCGUCGCCGUCGAAGCCUUCGUCGCCGUCGAAGCCUUCGUCGUCGCGCGGAAGCCGUCGAGGGCGGUUCACAUCCGCAGAGAAGGCGAAGAUUCUCGCGGCUCUCGAGGAGUACGCGGGCGCCUGGGGGUACGGAUCGGUGAAGGAGGCUGUGGUGGACCUGUGCGAACCUGCGCGUCGCGACUCCACGCGCACAGCUGCGGCGAAGCGAGACAGGUUCGCGGCGCUCGCGCGCUGUCUCCCCGAUCGACCUCCGUCCUCCGUCUACCUCUUCGUCCGACGGACGCUCUCCGUCGCGCUGCAGGUGAAGAAGAAGGGUGCGUGGAGCAGCGAAGAAGUCAGGACGCUGGUGGAACUUGAAAAGGAGCUUCGAACUACGCAUCCUGGCGACCGCUUCGCGAGGAUCGCACAUGCGCUGAACAGAACCGCCUGCGGUGUGUACGACAAGUGGAAGGAGUUGCAGCCUCGCCUCCUCGCAGUGGAGGAAGAGAAGAAGAGAGGAGAGAGGCUGGACGAACGGAGUGGAGAGGACCGGGAAGCUGGACCGCUUGGCGCGGAAGCUCGUGGACAGGCCGACAGCGAAGAUCCCGAAGGAAGGACAGAGGCUCGAGGAGGUUUGCCUCGCUCGGCCGAGGAGGCCGGCCAGCUUGCCCUCGCUGACCUGCCAACUGCCGGAGAGAAGGACUUGGCAGAGGGGUGUCUCGCGAGUUCUGGGGCCUCCAGCAAGCGGAAGCGACGAAGAGAUGUCCGGAGAGAAGAAGCGCGGCGCUACCAGGCACUCCUGGACGCGCCGGAGGCGUUGCCGGCGACGACGCUUGUGCUGUAUCGCAGACCGACGAGCAUUCCGGCCUCGCACCUCGCUGCGCUGUGGCAGCAGAUCCAAGAAGUCUCUGGGGAGACACUGCCUGCAUGCGGCGUCAAGUGGAGAUACCUCCAGUCGCGGUUCUAUCCGCAGUCGACGGCCUCGCACCUCAGACUCCAGUACACCUUCAACAUAGUGCCUGUGGAGCUCGCCAGACGCAUGGGCGUCCCCUCCGCGCUCCCCGUGCUGCUUCGCCGCGCCGUCCGGUGUAUGUACACCCGACUGAAGCGGGAGAGUGCGGCGCGGCGCGCGCGCGCCUUCGCUUCCGAGGGCGCAGGGCGCGGCGAGCGGACUGCGAGCAAGGUGGAACUGCUGGGUCUGGAGUGCAUGGCGGACGGUGCAGGGCAGGGUGCAGGGCAGGGUGCAGGGGAGGUGCGGGACGCAGGGGAGGCGCGGGACGCAGCCGGGACUUUCGGCGAGCACUCGGAACUGAAUUGCAUGCGCUCAGAGCCUGCAGAGGAGAGUCUGAGUGGCUUCACCGACGUCGCCUGUCUGGACAUCGCGCCCUACUGUCCCCCCGCGCUCCUGACCUGGGCGUUCAGGAACACGGUGAGGUCAAUGUGCCCACCGAAGGAAUGUUCUUUCGCGGAGCGCCGCGGCCGGAAGGUGGAGAACGGCGCGGGAGCAGAAGCAGAAGGGCAAGGCCCAACGUUGGGGGAGAGCAGCGAGGAGGACAGGAGGAAGGGAAGGAGACUGCGAGACUAUCCUGCGUUCCGGAGACUGAAGUUCGCGCCGGGUGAGCGGCUGAGUCUGGCGCAGCAGACGCGCCUUCUCGCCUGCCACUUGAAGAUGCUGGGGAAACGCGUGAGCAAGCGGCGAGACGAGUUUCUCUUCCUCAGGGGCGCCCUGACCUGCGAGGACUUGGCUGCCGCGGUGCGGCGCGCCAUUCGCAGACGCGCGAAGAAACGCAGCGAGACCGAGACGGAGAGAGAAGAAGAAGAAGAAGAACACGAGGCGCAUGCGGAGGGCAACUCGGCUGCGGCGAGAGACGAACGAGGAAAAAGAAAAAGACUCGCGCAGGCGGCUGCUCGCGACAGAAAGAAGAGAAGACGCGGCGCAGGUGAAGUCCGAGAAGGCGAGGAAAAACGCGAAGAAGCAAAGCAGGAAGCAGAGCAGGAAGCACAGCGAGAGGAGGAAGAAGACGAGCGAGAAGAAGAAGACGAACGAGAAGAAGAAGGGGGAGAGUUCACGGAUGGAGUCACCGGUGGGGAUUCGUCGUCGGAGAGUGAGGACGAGACGGAGGAAGACCGGAGACUGGAGGCUGAGGAGCAAGAGAAAGAGCGCCUUUUGGGGGAAGAAGAGAAACAGGCAAAGUGGCGAGAGGAGGCGCGACAGCUGGGGCGUCGGGGAGUUCUCGCGGUGCUGAGGAAGAAGGGAUGCAAAGAACUGAAGCGCCUGAAAUCUUACAAUGAAAGAUUCUUCACAUUUGGCCGAAAGGACACCGGCGCAACGCACGCUCUCGUACCUGUUGUCGCUGGACGCGAAGUUGCCUCUUCGCUUCCGUUGCUCGGACUGGGGGAAAACAAUUCGCCGCUUCUCUGCACCUCUCCGUCUCCGGUGUCGCCUGUCUCGUCUCCAGGGCGGAGCAAGAAGAGGACGGCGUCGAGCAGGCGAGAAGGAGGAGGCCGAGAAGACUCCAGUUCGCAGACACUUGCCAUCUGCGACAGAGACACCGACGUCGCAGACGAACUGGACGAAGAGGAAGAGACAGAAGCUCUCCGAGGCGAAGAAGGCGCAGAAGCAGACGGAGUGGAGGAAGAGGAAGAGAGAGAAGCUCUCCGAGGCGAAGAAGGCGCAGAAGCAGACGGAGUGGAGGAAGAGCAUGGAGAAGAGACAAGACAGAGUGGCAAUGAGGGGGAGGAGACACGAGAGGGAAGUUGGAGGGCGUCAGGAGCGGGAGAAGAGACAGAGGCAGAAGGGAAGACGACGAGAAGAGAAGACGAGGAAGAGUCGAACGAGAAGAGGACUGGGGAGUGUGCAGAGAAGAAGAGAGAAGACGAAGUCUACGUGACGACGCCUAAGAAGCGGAGACGGAGGGGCGACGGCGAGGCGGGAGACGAGAGGGAGAGUGAGCAUGCGAGACGAGGGGGACAGUUUUCGAGAGAAGAGAAAUAUUGUUUGGAGAUUCGCAGAGAAAAAGCAAACACAGAAGAGACAGAGAACGUCUCGCUCGACGAAGAGACGACCGCAGAGAAGAGACGCGUGAAGCCAGUUCUCGCGCCUCCUGCUUCGGCGCCUGAGGAGAAGAGACGAGCGGAAGAAGAAAGGGAGAGCCGAGAGAAGGACGAAUCAACAGAAAGAGACAAAGAGAGGAAAGAGGCGGAAGGAGACGCAAAAGAAGAACAAGAGCGACAGGGAGAUGUGCCAGAAGACUGGAGAGGCGACGGUGCACUCAUGCUCACUGUCUCUGACGAAGAAGACGAGGAAGAAGAAAAGGAAGCGAAAGACAAAGAGGAGAAUGAAGAGGAAGAGGAGGAGGAAGAAGAGGUAGAAGAACAGAAGAACGGUGAACAAAAAGAGGGGGAAGACGUACAAGAACGUACGAAAGCAGACCAAGAAGGCGAACAAGAACAACAAGACGGAAGACAAGAAGAGGAGCAGGGAGACGAGAACGAAGCACAUGAAGACGGGCACCACAAAGAGACGAGAGAAGGAAGAAAGGAAAGAGAAGUCGAGACAAGAGAGAAGGGCGAUCGUGAAGGACAGAGAAGGGAAAACAGCGAAGACGAUGCAGAAGAAGAGAGAGAAGAACGGAGAGAAGAAGAGAAAGAAGAACGGAGAGACGAAGAGAAAGAAGACCGGAGAGAAGACAGAACUGUUGGUACAGGACAUGACCGCCCUGAGCAGCAGAGACAGGAGUUUGAGGAAGAGAGGAGAAAACAGGAUGAGCAUGAGGAGAAACGAGCAGAGACGAUUGAGAAGCGAAAGAAGGCGAAGGAGAAGAAGAAGAGACACAGCAAGGAAAGCCAGAUCUCAAGGGAAGAGGGACAUCGAAGUGAAGAGAAGGAUCUCGAUGCCUCCGACCUCGACGGAGGCGCUGCAAAUGUGGAAAACAACAACUCCUUGCUAGGAAUGCAGCAGCAAGAACAUGGGGUGUACGAGAAGCGACAGAAGAAAGACAGAAAAGUGAAAAAAGAUAAGGGAGACAAGGAAGACAGAGAAGAAAGAAGACAGAAAGACAACGAAGAGGAUAGCACUGAGAGAGGAAGAUCAAGGGAAGACGAUGAAACGUCGCUGAAGAAGAAGGAGAAGAAGAAGAAGAAGAGAGAGAAGCAUCUUCUCGCAAGCGAGGACAUGCAGUCCUCGGAGAGUUUGUGUAUCUCUGGGGCUUCUCAGCGUGGUUUCGAAGAGCAGACAAUUUUUGGAAGAAGGACAGAGACGGACUUAGGAGAGGAGAAACCUCCUUCGAUUCGCGGCGGUUUGGAGGUUGAGGAAUCUUUUGCAAGUCUUCCAAGGGAUGAGGAAGAAGACAAUGCAGAAGAGCAGGAAAGCGUGAGCGAAGAAGCCUUGGGACCGACCGUAGAACGCGUGGAAGAGAGGAAGACGGUGAAGAAGAAGAAGAAAAAGAAGCGCAGUCUUGAGUCUUCAGAAGCUCGUGCAAGCGGCCCUUGCGUCCAGGAGCAGACCGAAGGCGAGAGAGGAGAAGACAAAAGACGAGAAGAAACCGAAAAGAGGAGAAAAGGACAGGAGGGGAGAAAAGAGAGACGCGAACGAAGUCAUGCAAGAGAAGCGAGAGAAGCGAACGAGGUGUCUGUCGACGGAACUGCCUGCGUUGAAGCUCUUCACAAAGAAGAGAAGCAGAAAGAGGACUCGAGAGAGGACGGAGACAAGCGAGGUGGUGACUCAAGUGCUAAGAAGAAGAAGCGAGCGAAAUUUGCUGGGGUCGCAGAAGACCUCGCCAGCGCCUCAGGUUUCCCCAGCAUGUCAUCCAAGGAGGCAGAGAAACCAUCAGCAGAAGCGGGAGGCGAGAGACAAGAUAGAAGCGAAGAAGAUCCAGAGCUCGAACUGGGUCUCUCUGCGCCAGUGCGCUGUGACGAAGACUCUUCCUCACGAGAUCAAACGCGACGCGUAGGAGAAGACAGACGAAGGGAGGACCAGAAGGACGAAGGAGAGAGACAGCAAGUAGUUGAAGAAGAGAAAAAGAAGAAACGCGUCCGGUUUCGUGAGGAGGCGACAGGGAGGCAUGGCUUCGAGACUGAAACCUCCGUGGUCCAGAGGAACUUUGCUUGCUCUGGCAGCGACGACGGUGUCUCUUUCGGUGUCUCUUUGUCGACAGCAGAGAAUUCAGGUGCAGGAGGGGUGGAGCGAGACUCGGACGAAAGUGGAGAGGUCAUGCGUCGACACGAGGGUGUGCAGGGAGAGUGUCUCCUUUCGGCAAGCGUCCUUUCGGGAGAGAAGAAGAAGAAAGACAAGAAGAAGAAAGACAAGAAGAAAGAGAAGAAGAGAGCUCGCGACAGGGGAGAGCGCGAGACGGAGGAGGAAGAACAGGACGGAUGUUCAGAUGAGGCGAAAGACCGGAAACAACUCAAGGCGCGAAAAGGAGACAGGAUCCGUGAGGCGUAGACGGCAAGCGAGCGAGAAAGCAACCGCAAAGGCGGAUUCUCCAAAAGGAAAAGAGGAAGAAAGAGAGGAGAAGGUGGGCAGCUGACCCAGAUAAGAGUGUCAAAUUGAAGGCGAAGAAAAACAUCCAGAAGAGGGAGAAAACGGAGAGAACAAUUCAGUUCGACGUGAACUGAUGAUGAACUCUCAAACGCUGUUCUGCCCUUGCAUUGCAUUCGAGUCUGCACCCUCUUUACCUAUAACAAAUAUACAAGUAUACAGAUGUACCUCUGGACCUGUCAAGGCGUACUGGUGUACUGGUGAUGAAUGAGUCUCUCGAUCGAAAGCACUGUGUUCGUCACGCCAAGUAGAGGAUCAGAGAACAGGCAGUGUUCAUUGUCUCUUUUUCACGUUUGUCAUGUCCUGCUUUUUCUUGCGUUGUCAUGCCUGUCUGCGGUUGUUUUCAAUCCGCUCUGUCCCCGACCUCUGCUGUGGAAAAUUCGUUUUUGGCUUAACAUUCGUGCAUCAUGCACUGAAUUCCUUUUUCUCUUUGCGGUACCGAGUAGCCGCUGUUGCUGUCAGGAGCGUUCAGGGAACACACGCUAAGGCAGUCCUGUUGGCUGAACUUCGCUGGACAAAGAUAU